CAGCGAGUGGUUGCGAACGCGUCUAUAUCUUAAAUAUUGGAUUGUCAGAUCGGGAGUUUCAAGGAUCUUUUCUAUGCCUCGUCCACCUUUUCAAAUAUGAAAUCAUAUUCAGUGUUACUUCUCCUCGUCGUCGUCUUAUUCGUUGGUAAGAUGUCUGCAACCGACAUCGAGGCUGCUUUGGACGAGCCAAGCUUCAUGAAAAGGAGUUUUCGGAAACUUUGUUCAAAGUGUCCUAGCUGCCCAGCCCUUUGUAAUUCUGUAAUUGCGAAACGUGAAAGUACUAAAAACAGGGAUUCCACAUACAGUUCUUUUAUUUCCAAGCAAGCAGCUACGAAAUGUUAUCUAGACACAAUCUUUAGCUUGAUGCCUGCAGAAGAUCAGGAUAUAAUUAUUGACACAUUCAUUCAGCUUUUUUGAGGAGCCAGCUUGCAUCGCUUCAUUUACAACGUACACUGCUCGUAAACGGCGCCUAUAGAAUGUUUAUCUCAAACUUAUUGUUAAAUCUAACAAAAAAAAAACUUUUAACCUGAUCAGCAUAUAAAAUAAGCCUCUAAGUAUGAAUUAUAUACAAACAUUUUUAAAAUGAAGUUAACCUGUGAAUUGAUUGUUUUUUUUAGUUUAAAAAAAAAAUGACGAAAAUCUUAGGACAGGUAAGAUUAGUCCUGUCACACAGCACUUAAAGCGAUGGUCCGGGCUGAAAAUAUUUAUAUCUUAAUACAUAGAGUAGAAUUUACUGAGCAAAAUGCCGAAAAUUUCAUCAAAAUCGGAUAACAAAUAAUAAAUUUAUUGAAGUUUAAAGUUUAGCAAUAUUUU
Messenger RNA from Lytechinus pictus (painted urchin), 813 nucleotides. RefSeq lists its product as uncharacterized. The transcript has 5 exons. Lineage: Eukaryota; Metazoa; Echinodermata; Echinoidea; Temnopleuroida; Toxopneustidae. The record is from RefSeq and is a predicted model, not a curated record. The coding region runs from base 97 to 417 and encodes 106 amino acids.